Molecule: messenger RNA, 5178 nt
Organism: Branchiostoma floridae (Florida lancelet)
Lineage: Eukaryota; Metazoa; Chordata; Leptocardii; Amphioxiformes; Branchiostomatidae
Exons: 17
Coding region: 240-2954 (904 amino acids)
Source: RefSeq, a predicted model, not a curated record
GGUAACCACUUACAACUGGAUCAGAGAGAUGGGCAUGUGUACCUAGCAUGAUCUAGCAUGUGUCCAGUGCAUAGCAACAAUGCCACGUGCAGAAAGAGGACAAUACUCGCGAGACUUUGGUGAUGGUACGAGAUCCAGGCUCGGGAUGCGGGAUUUUUUAGGUGGCUAGUAUCUAGUAUCAGAACCCGGAAUUUGUUGUCUUGUUUGACUGCCAGCAGUUGCUCAAGUCGACCAGUUCCAUGGCGAGUAUCUCAAAGCGAAGGAGGAAAACAACGUUGGGAUUCUUUGUGCCAGGAACAAAAGUCACCAUUUAUGAUGACAAUGGCAGGAAGAGGACUCACUGGGUGCAGGUGAAUCCUGGAGGCACAUCCACGGCUAGACCUACUACUAGUACUAGUACUACAUCUACAGCAACAGACCAACACUUAGCCCAGUCUUCUGAGGCUUCUGAGAUACCAGUAGAACCAGCAUCCUACACCCAAAUCAAGGAAGCAUUGAAAGAGGCAUGGGCAGAGAAAAGAGACGACCUCAUUAAGACAGCUAUUCAGUCAGCUGUACCACCAACUUCUAUGUGCUAUCUGUGUGAAGAGGAAGUUCUCACAGCCCCACUGAUCUUUUGCAAGGAUUGCAGUCCACUUGGAGUUUUCUGUUUUAGAUGCUUUGAGAAGAUUCAUAAGAGUCCCUCACUCCACUGUGCUGAGGAGUGGAAGGAUGGCUGUUUUCAGCCGUAUGUCUACAAUAGACCUCUAGUGCUGCCUCACCAGAAGAACUGCCACAGUUCAAGCUACAAACCUCUUAGGGUCUUUGAUCAAAAUGGCCGCCUACAACACUUAGAUGUUGCAGUGUGCAGAUGUGGAUAUGAAACUGAAUUGCAAACAUUGCUGAAGUUGGGACUGUGGGGAGCAACACCCACAAAUCCAAAGACAGCUUUUUCUGUUUCACUCCUGGAAUGGUUGGUCUGGCUGUGCAGAGAGGCCCAGGUGUCAACAUUAGCAUUCUGCAAGGCAGUUAGAUGGAAAAAUGAUUUGACACUGAAUGAGAUGAAUUCUCUCCAUCGGGCCCUUACUGGAGAAUGUAUUGCCGAAUUUCGCCACUUUCAGCACAGGCUGGAAAGCAUGAAGGACUUGAGUCCUUCACUUGAUGGUGGAAUUAGCUGUCCUGCUUGUCCCAAGAAUGAUGGGGAACAGAUCAUUGCAAUUGAUGCAAAUUUUGGUCUGGUCAGAAAGGCAAGCUCUGGUACAAGUUCUGCACCCCCCCUGCAUGGACAGUCCAUGUUCCUGGAAGAUGAAAAACUGAAAGAGUUCCUUGCUGACUACUAUGAUGAAGAGAAGCCAUCUGAGGACUGUAGCCACUUUAAAGCUGGACAGUGCCUACGCUCUAAGGCACAGCACCAAAAACUGGAUGUCACUGGCGUCUUUGGGAGUGUUUGUAGGCAUAACAUCCCACUGAAGUUUCUGAAUAUGUUCCAUGGAGAACGCUUUGGAUAUCCAGUCUUCCUAAUCAGGAACCUGCUCAGAGAUGCCAAGCUGCGGAAUAUCAAACUGAAAAUCAUCUAUGAUGUUGCAUGUUCCCUAAAAGCACACCUUAGAAAGAGUAAAGACAAGGAAAUCAAAGAGAUGCUGCCACAGCUGAGUCUGGCUGUGGAUGUAUUUCACUCAUAUGGUCAUACACCUCUAUGCCAGGUCCAAUACAACACCAGAAGACUCGAGGGCUAUGGUCUCACUGAUGGGGAGGGAGUCGAAUCUUUGUGGUCAUACCUGCGCAGGUUUGCUAGGAUCACUAAAGAGAUGACCCCAGCUCACAGGUUCGAGAAGUUGAGCGAUGCACUGGUCCAUUUUGCUAUGCGGAAAGCCAUAGACAUUGAGGUUACUCUUAAAGAUAAGAUGAGGAACACAAAGAUGACAGAAACGAUUGCAGAUGAAAAUCUCAAAGAAGCCAUGAGCCAUGCAGGAGUUCCUGUUUCACUGGAUGACAUCAAGAGGUGGCAGGAAAUGGAAACUGAAUUGAUGAAGAAGAAGAAACAACCAUCAACAUCAACCUGUGCCAAAUGGAUGAAGGAAUAUGCAGGCAAGUUGGUGAGACAUCAUAAAUUGGGGAAGAAAAUCCAAGAGUGCCAAGAUGACUCUGCUCUCCAAGUUCACCAUUCAGCUUUCCUAAAGUUGGAAUCCACCCUGAAGGGUAUUGAAGGAGAACACGGCAUUACAAGAUGGCAGCAGAGUAGCCCAGAAUUCAAGGCAGCACUGAAAGACCUCGACAUUGAGGAAAGAAAGCAACGCCUCUCAACACUACAAAGUGUGUCUUGCCAGAGAUCAUUUUUGAUCUCACUUAAAGGACGUUACCCAGAUGGCCAAGAGAUUGCAUUGAAGCUUUCCAAGCAGAUAAGAUCUACAAACAACAAGCUGUCAAAAGCAAUUCAAGCGUACAACACAAUACCCUGGUCUCCACAAACUGGAGAGUUUCCACCAAGACUCAACUUCUCUCAGGCCACUGACCCCACGUGGGCUACUUACCAGAUGCUGGGCCCAUCCAUGAGUGAACCAGGACUGCCCUACAGCAUCAAAAGAAAGGCCAUCGAUGCUGUGAGUAUGAAGGAAAGGGCAGCUGAGGAGAGACAGAUGAUAAAGGAAGAAAUGGUUAGGGUCUGGCGCCAUUUCCAAGGGGAAUAUGACUGCACUGAGAAAGCUGUUAGGCACUGUCAGCAGAACGACAGUAUGAAAGCAGAGCAGGCUAUGCUAUUGCAACAUGUGAUUAGACUAGAGAAGAGACUGUCCAGAAUGCAUGGCGUCUUUAAGCAGUUCAUAGUUCUACCUGACCCUCCUUCAUCUCACAUACCCAUGUACUCUGAUCUAGUCUUAGACUCCUCUGAAGCUGAAUACAUCAGUGUUGAUGAUUAUGAAGAAUACUUCAGUGAAGAAGAAGAGGAGGAGGGGGAGGAGGAGGAAGGGGAAAUUUAAAUUUGGCAAAAACUUCACAAACGCUAUUGUCAAGUAAUUCUUUUACAUGAUGUAACAGAUUUUUCUUUUGGUUGUAUGUAAGUAUAUGUUUAUUUGCAGAAGCCUUAACCAGUAUUUGACUAAGCAAACCAAUAUGCUGCAUUUGCAUUUCUAUAAUAAUUACACAUCUUGUCUUGCAUGACCCUCAGUAAACUUUUCUGAAAAUUAAAACUGGAAUGGCACUAAAGAGCCAGAAGGCAUGCUUGAGUUAUGAGUUAUGUAUGCCUCAUGAUUACAGUACCCCCAUUAGUGGAGGAGUUUGUUUUCAUCAGUGCUGUUUCAGUCUAUGCUGUACUGUAUCUCAUUAGAAUUAUUGGUGUGGAUAAUCCUAAUUUUCAGGAAAUUUGUUGUAGCAUAUACUAGUUAGUAGUAGUACUCUGUAAGGUUUCAGCAGCAUACCAAUAGGCAGUUUUUCUUAUUAAGACAGAUACAUAUUAGUGUUGUUGAGAUCUCUUAAAGCAUGUGUACAUAUCCUUUGAUUCCUAUGUUGUUAGAUAUUAAGCAAAGAAAGUGCUAUAUAGUCUUACUGUAUUUAUGACUUCCACUGCAUACCAUACCAUAUGUUUCUUUGGACAGGUGCGAAGCAGGAGAUGGUGCUGUUUAUGCAAGUUACACUGGUCUAGAAUGUUCAGACCACUGGCUUUAGUUGUUCACACUAAACAUCAUGUGUUUGUAGAAAAAAAAGAUAAAAUAGUCAGAAAUUGGGUGUCCUAUAAUAAGUGAGUUUUCUCUUCUUUUUUUUUUGUUCACUUCUGAGUGCCACAUGUUUAGGAAUAAGUCAUAACAAGUGUGAUAUUUUGUGUAAUGUUUUGUGUUCUGCUGCGAUAUGGGUAAUGUUGUAAAUAUGCUCACCCAACUGGAAUACCAUAUACAUAUAUAUAUGCUAUUUUAAAACAGUUAAAACUGAACAACACCUGUUCAUUGAAUGAUUUCACACUGCCCUCUUUUUGUCAGAAAAGCUAAAUUCGGCUAAAUAGCAAAUUUCAGCCCCAAAAUGAGACCAACUUCAAACCAACUUUAUUGGGUGCAAAUUAAGUUCCUGACAUCACGCAUGCCCUCGUUUUGUCAAAAAAGCUAAAUUUGGUCCUUUGAACCAAAAAUAGCAGAUUUCAACCCAAAAAUGAGAUGUCGACAAACGGUGUCCGAUUUCCUUCGAACCAACUUUAUUGGGUGCGAAAUAAUUUCCUGACAUCACGCAUGCCCUCGUUUUGUCAAAAAAGCUAAAUUUGGUCCUUUGAACCAAAAAUAGCAGAUUUCAACCCAAAAAUGAGAUGUCGACAAACGGUGUCCGAUUUCCUUUGAACCAACUUUAUUGGGUGCGAAAUAAUUUCCUGACAUCACGCAUGCCCUCGUUUUGUCAAAAAAGCUAAAUUUGGCCCUUUGAACCAAAAAUAGCAGAUUUCAACCCAAAAAUGAGAUGUCGACAAACGGUGUCCGAUUUCCUUCAAUCCAACUUUAUUGGGUGCGAAAUAAUUUCCUGACAUCACGCAUGCCCUCGUUUUGUCAAAAAAGCUAAAUUUGGCCCUUUGAACCAAAAAUAGCAGAUUUCAACCCAAAAAUGAGAUGUCGACAAACGGUGUCCGAUUUCCUUCAAACCAACUUUAUUGGGUGCGAAAUAAUUUCCUGACAUCACGCAUGCCCUCGUUUUGUCAAAAAAGCUAAAUUUGGUCCUUUGAACCAAAAAUAGCAAAUUUCAACCCAAAAAUGAUAUGUCGACAAACGGUGUCCGAUUUCCUUGAAACCAACUUUAUUGGGUGCGAAAUAAUUCCCUGACAUCACGUAUGCCCUCGUUUUGUCAAAAAAGCUAAAUUUGGCCCUUUGGACCAAAAACAGCAAAUUUCACCCCGAAAAUGAGAUGUUGCAUACGAUGUCCGAUGAAAGAUACAGAUGUAUGUGAAAUCACAGCUAUAUUUGUAUUGAAAUUGUAGUAGAAAUUUGUAAGUUCAAUUUAGAAAUUAGACAUUUCUCUUAUAUAAUAGUAGUACAAACAAAUGUAUCAUUAAGGUGAGCUAGUUAGCAGCAGUUUUUGCAUCUUGUACACUGUGAACUACUGUAUGUACAGUCAGUAUCCCAGUCUUUUACAGUGUUGUUUUUAACCCAUAUACACAUACAUAUAGCUGAUGAGGAUAACAAUAUAGAUGAAUAAACAGAAACACAAUCAGGAUCACAUCCUGUUGUAAAAGGA